CGCCGCCAGCAUGCCCAAGAGGAAGGUCAGCUCUGCCGAGGGGGCGGCCAAGGAAGAGCCCAAGAGGAGGUCGGUGCGCUUGUCGGCGAAGGUGGAAGCGAAGCCCAAGAAGGCCGCCGGGAAGGAUAAGUCAUCAGACAAGAAAGUGCCAGCAAAGGGGAAGAGAGGAGCAAAGGGAAAACUGGCCGAGGUGGCUCACCAAGAAGCUAAAGAAGACUUGCCUGCAGAAAACGGAGAAACGAAAAACGAGGAGAGUCCAGCCUCUGAUGAAGCAGAAGAGAAAGGAGCCAAGUCCGAUUAAUACCAUACACCAUGUGUUACAGUGGUCCCUGUCUCCCUUCUUGUACAAUCCAGAGGAAUAUUUUUAUCAACUAUUUUGUAAAUGCAAGUUUUUUAGUAGCUCUAGAAACAUUUUUAAGAAAGAAGGAAGCCCACCUCAUCCCAU
Lepus europaeus (European hare) is the source of this 445-nucleotide messenger RNA. Its product is annotated as non-histone chromosomal protein HMG-14-like. Gene Ontology annotation, cellular component: nucleus; chromatin. The record is from RefSeq and is a predicted model, not a curated record. Gene Ontology annotation, biological process: chromatin organization. NCBI's taxonomy places the organism in Eukaryota, Metazoa, Chordata, Mammalia, Lagomorpha, Leporidae. The transcript has a single exon. The coding region runs from base 11 to 301 and encodes 96 amino acids. Gene Ontology annotation, molecular function: nucleosomal DNA binding.